CUCCAACUUACUAGUCGGCUGUGUUACGGCAAAGUACAAAGUUCUGAAUAUGAGUUUCCUAGAGUUUCUGCUCAUUCUGCUGCUGCUUUAUUAUGUCGUCUAUGUGCUGCUGUGGAUCGUGCUCGACUGCAAUGUAGCGCUGUGGUACAAAUCGCGCUUCGGUGUCUCGCUGUCCACAAUGCGGGGACAGGUGGUUUGGAUAACGGGUGCCUCGAGUGGCAUUGGACGCGCGUUGGCCGUCAGCCUGGCCCGACAUGGCGUCCGUCUGGUGCUGAGUGCCCGACGUGUGGAUCAGCUGGAGCAGGUGCAAGCCGAGUGCUUGAAGGUGGCACGUGGGCUGCUUGCCACCAAGGAUGUCCUGAUCCUGCCCAUGGACAUGUUGCAGCUGGACAAGCAUCAAUCCUGCCUCUUCACGGUACUCAAUCACUUUGAUCGUCUCGAUGUGCUGGUCAACAAUGCUGGACGCUCGCAGCGUGCCAGCUGGACAGAGAUUGAGAUCCAGGUGGAUCGGGAUCUCUUCGAGCUGGACGUGUUCUCUGUGGUGCAUCUGUCGCGUCAUGUGGUCCGCUAUUUCAUGGAACAGAACGGCGGACGUGGUCACAUUGCGGCCACCUCGAGCAUAGCCGGAUUCAGUCCGGUUCCCUUCUCGGCCACCUAUUGUGCCGCCAAGCACGCAUUGAAUGCCUAUCUCAUGGCCCUGAAGACGGAGAUCCGUAAACUGGAUGUCACCAUCUUUGCUCCAGGUCCCAUUGCCACGGACUUUCUGCUGGAGGCAUUUACGGGCGAGCAGGGCGGCAAAGUGGGACAGAGCACGGCCAACCAAAAGCGUCUUACGGCGGAGAGAUGUGGCGAACUCUUUGCCGUUGCCUUGGCCAACAAAAUGGAUCUCACCUGGUGCGGCCUGUUUCCGGUUAAUCUGAUGGCCUAUUGUGCCCGUAAUGCGACUCUUACCAAAGUCCUGGGACAAUUUAUGACCGAGAAGACCUUGAACAAAAUUCGCGAAGGAAAACUGUAACUUCACACCACUGUGCCACUUUUGAAAAGUACCAUUUAUCAUACAAGUGUACCAGCCCCUUAUAUACGAAAUUUUACCAUUUUGAUGGAAAAGUAAAUGUACAAUAUUAGGUACAAAUGUAACAG
Messenger RNA from Drosophila innubila, 1140 nucleotides. RefSeq names its product dehydrogenase/reductase SDR family member 7. The record is from RefSeq and is a predicted model, not a curated record. Lineage: Eukaryota; Metazoa; Arthropoda; Insecta; Diptera; Drosophilidae. The coding region runs from base 50 to 1015 and encodes 321 amino acids. The transcript has a single exon.